AUGCCCGAACUACUGCAGGAUCUCGCAUCUCACGAUUCCAGCGACCCGUCACAUCGAUAUGCUAUCCACAAUCCCCUUGGACCCUCGUUCUUCCAACUGACCCUCUCUUCCGCCAACAGAGCCGAGAUCUUCGCAGAAGCCCUAUCUGAAAUCGACAAAAAUCACAGCCGGACCUCUAUCAUUGUUGAGAAUCUGCAGAAAUGGAAUCCCGAAGCCGCAUCUCGAUUUGGUCCACGUUCCACCUUGACCGUUCUGUCUACACCCUUCCGUCUCAUCUACCCCAACUGCGACCUCCACUCCUUUGAAGAAACUGGGCUGUACGCAAGGCAAUUUCUUGCUAUUUCGUACUGUUGGCGCUCUCCAGAAUAUCUAGCAGAAGGCUAUGAAGGCCACGAUAUCUGGCCUAUCAAGAAAUCCAUCGUGGACGCUGUUUUGGCGGAGAAGGAUCACCCAAGAGUAGGCAUUUGGAUGGAUCAAAUAUGCAUUGAACAGUCUUCAAACUUGGACAAGCAACUCUCUAUCGCGGUUAUGGAUAUCAUCUACCGUUCGUGCAUGCGAAUGAUUGUUUUGUUAGAGGACGUGCUUCUCACCGAGCAAGAGAUCCAGCUCGUGCAAAAAUACGACAUCUCUCAGCGCCCCUACAAUGGCGGCUGGAAGUUUGAGUCUAGCGAGAUCAAAAUUUUUGCAAGUUUCUACGAGAAAGUGAACACAGCGCGCUGGUGGAGCCGGGCGUGGUGUUUUCACGAAAUGGGCGUGCAUCGACCGUGGUCUGAGAGGCGCCAGACGGAUCACCGAUUCAAUGCGACCUUCAUCCUAUGUGGGCCCAACGAUACCACUUUGAAGAUGAAGUGGACGAAUAUGAUACUGCUCAUGGGCCUCGCAAUGCACGUGCUGCCCAAUGCACAGCUCUGGUGGAAGGGACAGGCGACAUUUUCUGGUAUAAUUGAGCCUGAAGAUCAAGAGAAAGGGUGGAGCGGCAGUAUCAUGGCGCUUCAUAAUGCAAUCAGCACAACGGGCUGUAGCGUCUUGCAGGAUCGCAUUAGUAUUCUAAUCAACCUGUGUGGACUGGGUCUGGCGUACAAAGGGCCGCCGUUGGACACUGAGGAGGAGCUACUAUACUUGAGUAGUCUUCUCGCUUUGGCCGCCGGAGAUCUACAUCCCUUGAGCAUGAUGGACAGGCAGUCUAUGAUACUGAAGGGGAAGCCAACCUGGAUAUCGAAACACGAGGUGAAUGAUACGACGCUUCCUGGUUACAAAAUUGGGACCAUGGAAGGUAUUCACCGAGUGGAAGAGGGGGAAAUUGAGGUGGACAUGCUUUUUCUCGAUGCACCAUGGAGAUCACUCAAAGAAAAGGACCUCCGGCCUACGUACGAAAUCUUCCCAUACACUAUAACAACCACACACCCCGCUAGCAAAAGACUGGAAGCAGAAGGUCGAGUAGCGUCUAAUUAUGCGUACUCAGACGCCGAAUUCGACAUACCCCGUCGCCGUUUCCUGGCGGGCUGCAUCUUGAACGGAGCUAUGUUUACCGGCAGAUUAUGGGAGCAGAUAAAACGCGACGUCGUUGUUCCGAAUUACAACGCCGGAAAUAAUAAGGACCUGUCAUUCAAUCCUGCAUUUCGCAGCGCAGCAAAGGCCUUCUUAGCGCACUUGUUUCCUGUCUCGACGCUCUUGGGUAUAGUGCAGCCUUUGCCUUCUAUUCUGGACGACGCUACACUCUUCCUGACGUGGCUCACCGACCCGAGAUCAAUGUAUUACAUUGGACUUCACACCUUCCGUGUUCCGUGCACCAUGCGUUGGGACUCGACAUUCAUCACAUCGCUGACUAUCAACGAGUAUUUUCAAGACGGGUCAGAUAGGGAGAUACAGGUUGCUGUGCCGACGCAUCUACUCAAGACGUCUUGUGUGCCGCUGCGAGUGUGGAUUCUUCGGCCUGCAAAAGUCGAUCAAGUGAAAGGGAAGUGGCGAAUUGUUGGCAAGGCUUUGUUGCUUGGGGAGCCGGAUUUGCUCACAGAAGCGACGGAGAGUGCGGGGAAGCCUGGGGCGAAGGUCAUUCUGAGGGAGAGGACAGUUGUAUGUGGGUGA
Pyrenophora tritici-repentis Pt-1C-BFP is the source of this 2085-nucleotide messenger RNA. Its product is annotated as HET domain containing protein. The record is from RefSeq and is a predicted model, not a curated record. Lineage: Eukaryota; Fungi; Ascomycota; Dothideomycetes; Pleosporales; Pleosporaceae.